Messenger RNA from Letharia columbiana, 2607 nucleotides. RefSeq lists its product as uncharacterized. The record is from RefSeq and is a predicted model, not a curated record. The transcript is spliced from 2 exons. The coding region runs from base 1 to 2607 and encodes 868 amino acids. NCBI's taxonomy places the organism in Eukaryota, Fungi, Ascomycota, Lecanoromycetes, Lecanorales, Parmeliaceae. Gene Ontology annotation, biological process: DNA damage checkpoint signaling; mitotic DNA replication checkpoint signaling; DNA repair. Gene Ontology annotation, molecular function: chromatin binding.
AUGGCUCCGCCUGCCAAGAGACAGAAGAGACUUCUUAUGAUGAGCUCAGAAGAUGAAGAGCCAGACACCAAUUCAAUACACAAGCCUAUUCCUACAAGAUCCCGGGCGAAGGCCAAGAGGAGCAACACCGACAGAUCAACUAUCGCCAUACAGCCAGCUUCAGAUAAUGUCCCCCAAGAUCAUGCUACGAAGCCCAAAUCCGCAGGCAAGGCACAGACUUCGAGGCCUAUAUCAUCAUUCUUUAGCGCUAGAACCGAGGCACAGCAGCCGAAUGGUCAGAGGCCUCCCGAGGCAGUGACGCCAGAAGUAGAAGACCAUGAAGAUCUGAUCGUAGACGACUCCCCGGUCGAGAAUGUGAAUGACUUUGGGGGAAGAACCAUAAGGACUGCUCUCUACCGUAGGCAGAAGCACCCGGUGCCAGCACACGACAUUGCCGCUGCGACGAACAAACCAAGCCAACAGAGUGGCAGUCAAAGAUUCAAAAUCCCUGGACAUGCUUCGAGCAUGGGCGUCAGCCCAGGAAUAUCCGGCGAGGUGAAAGCAAAAUCGAGGGCCAUUGAUUUGAGACCUUGGGCAGAAAAAUAUGGACCCAACAAUCUUGAAGAGCUGAUGGUCCACAAGAAGAAAGUACUGGAUGUACGCAAGUGGUUGGAGAUCGUGCUCUGGGGUCAGGAUCGCAAGAGACUUUUGAUUCUCAAAGGGCCUUCAGGUGCUGGGAAGACCGCUACAAUAUCUAUGCUUGCCAGAGUUAUGGACGUCGACGUAUUAGAAUGGAAGAAUCCCGUAGGCUCCGAGCUCUCAUCUGAAGCAUAUCUCCCAAUGUCCGCUCAUUUCGAAGAUUUCCUUGGUCGGAGUGGCAAGUUCAAUAAAUUGGCGCUUGCAGACAUGAGUGGGAAUGUAUUAGCAACGCCGGUACAGACCAUCGAUGCGCUCAGUGAGAAUGCGAGGGAAAGGAUCAUACUGAUAGAAGAAUUCCCGGAUACGUUUAUGAGUACUUCCAGUGCGUUGCGCUCAUUUCGGUCAAGCGUCCUCCAAUAUUUAGCAUCCACUACGCCUUCUACGGGCGCCUUUGCAUCCAAAAAGCAAGGUGAUAACCUGAAGGUCACGCCAGUGGUCAUGAUCAUCACUGAAACCCGAUUGAUGACAACAGCCGCUACCAGCGACAGCUUCACUGCUCAUCGACUCCUUGGGCCCGAACUGUUGAACCAUCCAGGCGUAAGUACCAUUGAGUUCAACCCAAUCGCUUCCACCUAUCUCACCAAGGCUCUUGACCUCGUCGUACAAAAAGAAGCGAGGCAAUCUGGAAGGCGCAGGGUACCUGGGCCAGCUGUGUUGAAGAAGCUUGGCGAAGUGGGUGACAUUCGUAGUGCCAUUGGAUCAUUAGAGUUCCUCUGUUUACGAGGAGAGGACGGAGAUGAUUGGGGUGGUACGGUAGCUUCGAGAGCCAAGAAAGCGGUGAAUGCUUCAUCCGCAUUAACAAAGAUGGAGACAGAGUCACUCGAAUUGGUUACCCGAAGGGAAGCUACUCUGGGACUCUUUCAUGCUGUCGGCAAGGUCGUCUACAACAAGCGUGAAGACUUUGCUGGUGGCGAUGCUGCUAGCGAACCUCCUACGCAGCCACCACAUCACCUGUCGGGGCACGUCAGGCUAAGAAUGGCGCAAGCUUCUGCCAACCAACUUAUCGAGGAGACGGGUACAGAUAUAGCAACCUUCAUUGCUGCCUUGCACGAAAACUUUGUGUUGUCCUGCGAGGGCAACUCCUUCACUGAGAAUCUUGACGGCUGUAUAGACGCGCUGUCUGACAGCGACCUACUGGGCUCACCACGAGGCGGUAGAUUUGGCUCAUCUGGAGACCAUGGAAACCGUACCUUCCAGGGAGCUACCUCUGAUACAUUGCGACACGAUGAGAUGUGUUUUCAAGUUGCAGUGCGAGGUCUAUUGUUCGCUUUACCGGAUCCUGUAAAGCGGCGAACACACCCGAUAUCUGGGGAAAGUGGGUGCAAAACGGAUACUUACAGGAUGUUCUAUCCUACUUCUAUGAGACUAUCUAGACAGAUGGAGGAGAUCGAUGGCUUAGUCGGCCAAUGGAUUGACAGGCUUCAAGCCAGUGCUGUACCUUUAGGAAAAUCAAUAGGUAGGCAUGACCCGCGGUUCGCUCAUUUGCCGUCGAGACGGGAAGUGCAACCCUCGAAAGUAACCGCCGAAGACCGGUCACAACCUGACGAAGAUGGCCCAGAGCCUUUUAGGACGAGCUUGGGGUGCACUAAAAGUGAAUUGAUUGUUGAGAGACUCCCAUAUAUCACGAAGAUCGAGCAACACAAUGCGGCCUCCACACAUCUCAACGGGCUGGAGAGAAUCACACAAUUACAUGGUAUCAUGCCGCCGGGCAACGAAGCCUCGGAGGAUGAGGACUUCGGAGAGGGAGCUCCUGUCAGCGAUUGGAUGACUGAAGGUCCAGCUGAAGGCGACGUAACCGGUCCCGCGCCGAGGGUCAGUCUGCAACAAGGGGUUGAGCAAGCAGGCAAAGCAGCCAGCGCACUCCUGCUUCCAGUUGAGGGAGAAGUGGGACAAUCAUAUCUCAGCGACGAUGAUAUUGAAGAUGACUAA